Grus americana (Whooping crane) is the source of this 3978-nucleotide messenger RNA. RefSeq names its product ring finger protein 25 (gene RNF25). The transcript has 10 exons. NCBI's taxonomy places the organism in Eukaryota, Metazoa, Chordata, Aves, Gruiformes, Gruidae. Gene Ontology annotation, molecular function: ubiquitin protein ligase activity; protein binding. Gene Ontology annotation, biological process: protein ubiquitination. The record is from RefSeq and is a predicted model, not a curated record. Bases 18 to 1535 code for a protein of 505 amino acids. Gene Ontology annotation, cellular component: nucleus.
CCGGGGCGCACGGGAAGAUGGCGGCGGCCGGUGAGGAGGCGGAGGCGACGGACUGGGCGCUGCCGCCGGAGGUGGAGGUGCUGGAGUCCAUCUACCUGGAGGAGCUGCGGGUGGCGCGGGGCCACGGCAGGUGGGAGCCCUGGGAGAUCAGCAUCACCCUGCACCCCGCCACGGCCCAGGACCAGGACUCCCAGUAUGUCCGCUUCACCCUGGUGCUCUCCGUGCCCCCCCAGUAUCCCAACAAAGCUCCGGAAAUCUCGAUCAAGAACCCGCGGGGGCUGUCGGAUGAGCAAAUUCAAAAGAUUUCCCAGACCCUCAGAAGUGUUGCUGAAGCCAGGCUGGGGACAGAGGUGCUCUAUGAACUGAUUGAGAAGGGGAAAGAGAUUCUCACUGACAACAACAUUCCUCACGGCCAGUGCGUAAUCUGCCUCUACGGAUUCCAGGAAAGAGAAGCCUUCACAAAGACCCAGUGCUACCACUACUUCCACUCACACUGCCUAGCCCGCUACGCCCAGCACAUGGAAGAGGAGAUCCUCAUGCAGCAGGAGGAGAGAGAGCAGCACCUGGCGCCAUCCCCCAAACAGGAAGUUGGUGUGCAGUGCCCUGUCUGCAGGGAGACCCUGGUCUACGAUCUCUGCGCUCUGAAGGCGGCGCCACCCCCACAGCACCCGCUGGAGCCGUACCGGCCGGAUGCCAAAACGCUGCAGCACCAGGAAGAACUGCGCUUAAUUUUCAAGAAACAGCAAGAGAAAGGGGGCAUCAUUGACCCUGAAGCAGAGAGGAACCGUUACUUCAUCAGCCUCCAGGCGCCUCCAGCCGCUGUCGAUUCAGGCCAAGCAGCCGCUGCCUCUGAGCUGCCGGUGAGUGCAACCACUGUGGAUGUGCCCCAGCUGCCCAGCCAAGCCUCGGCUCCAGAGCCAGCCGGGGUGCCAGAGGCCAGGGCAGAACCCGGGCGGCCCGAGAGGCCUGCUGUGCCUAGGGAGCAACAGAGCAAGAGGGAGAGGCACAGAGGGGAGAGACCAGCCCCCAGAGGCCAGGGCAGGCAGUCGUGCAGCGGCUCACAGGAACCGGCAGAGGAAGCCUCUCAUUCACUCCAUGGCUCCAGGGGGCCCAGGGGCUUCAGCCGGAGACCGGAGCGAAGACCUGGUGGGAGGCAUAGCCAGGAGUUUUCAAAGCCUCAUGGUAGAAGCAGGGCUGCUGCCUUGGCUGAAAGAAAGGAGUUGUGCCCUGAAGACCCCUCACCUGUAACGGAGGCAGUGGACUUGAAAGAGGAGCACCGUGAUCUGGAGAGAUGGACCCCGGAGGAGGGGGCUGAGACCCGGGGCAGGGAGAAGGAGAACCUGGCAUUCAACCGUAGCGACCACAGAGCAGCUCCCAGCUGGCAGAGCCACCACAGGCCCUGGGACUGUGGGAGGUGGGAGAGAUCCAGGGUCCAGGAGCAUGGUUCCUACCCCAGAGCGCCAAGAGGGCGAGGGGUGUUCAGGCCCAGUGGACGACGAGAAGCCCAUCUCCUUGAGAAGGAGAGUGGAUCCUAGCAGGAGUGGUGAGGGGCUGGGCUGGAGAGGGAAGGGCUGUUUCUGGGGAGAACAGUGAAGGCUCUGAUGGAGCAGUAGCAAGCAGACACUAUACCCCUUGGGAGAGAAGAGGCAGUUGGCAUGUGGCACAGCUUGCAACAGGCUGUGUCUCCAGGGUUUGUGUGGAGUGAGGCAUCCCAGCAUGAGCAACUGGCUGUCACCAGCGUUGGAGAAGCUGACUCCUGGCAGAUCAUGUCAGCCUUGGUUUUGGAGGACCCAGGGGACAGAGGAAGCCUUGUCUGGGGACCUGCAGCCAUGAUCCUUGUAUGGGUGCUGCCAAGAAACAUGCACACCUACAGAGCAAACAGACUGAGCCCAGCAUGGUGCCAUGGCAGAGCCAGAGUUGUGGCAGGACCUUCCCUAGAAGCCAGUGUCCUGGCCAAGCCAUGGUGGUGCCAAGUGAUGAGGCUGUGCCAGGGCAGCUUGCUGUGUCCCGCAUUCCUUCUCAGAGCACCCUCUGAGCUGCUGUCCCUUGGAAAUAACAUCACUUCUCCUGCAGCCCUGACUGCUUUCAGCUGAUGGGCUUGGCCAGGCAAAUCCUUUGAACAACGGGACAUUUCCGAGUCCCAGCCAGGAAAGCUAAAUUAAGCUUAAAUCAAUGCAUCGGCAGGUCAGGGCUGUCUGGUGGCUGAGGCUUUGGAUUGGCUUCUGCUCCCCCAGGAAACCCGAAGUUAGCUGGAGCUCCUACCCUGUCCUUCAGCUGCUUUUGUGCAGGCAGAAGCUGAUAGAGAGACCUGGGAAGCGCAUUCCGCUUUGCAACCUGUAUCUGUCAGGAUCCUCCUUCUAAGGCCAGGCUGUCUCUUGGAGCUUCCGACAGCCUGGAGUGAAGACGUGCCCCAAUACUUUCGGUACUUCGGCCCUCCUUUCAUCUUCAAGCUGAUCUUGCCUCAAAGAAAUGAGGAUUUGCUGUUUAAACUAACUUGGUGCAGUUCCCCCUGCUGCUGCUUCACAGAUUUAAAGUGUCCCACUCCAGAGCUGUGAUGGGUGAUCCUACGCCCCUGAAGUGGGACACUGGUAUUAAAUUACUUCAUUGUGUCUUCUCCAGAGCCUGCUCCCUUUGAUUUCUCUGCCUUCUCGCUCCUGUUCUUCGCUGUUUGGAGUGAAGGUGUUGAUCCCUGGUAUUGCUUGCUCCCCUCCCUGCUCCCUACACCCAGGGCCAGGGCAGAGACCAUCCCCUGGCCCUCCCACGUAGCAGGAGGGUUCCCCAGUCCCAGCUUUGCCUGGCUCGGUGUAAGCUGUUUGGCUUACCCAGACAGUACCAAUUCCUUCACACUCAUUUGUGCCUUGUGCCCCCCCCCACACCUCUUUUUUGGCCACACCUGGGUUGUUAUUGUCUUCCUCCUCCUGCCAAGUGCAAAAACAACCAUGCCGCGAUGGACUUGCCAGAGCAUCAGGUGAGAUCCCAAGGACACCAGGGGCUGCACGCCAGCUGGGAGAGCAUUUGCACUGCUUCUGCCUGGCCAAUCCUUCGGCACACGAAGGGUGCACAGAAGCUCUCCUGAAUGGGUCCUCCUCACCUGCUGCCCUGUUCUCUCCACAUCUGGCCUUGUCCUGAAGGGCUUGGUUUAAACCGCUGCCCAAGAACCUUCUGCGCUUAAAUUUCCAACACUGGCCUAUUUUCAACCUUAAUGCUCUAAAAGUGUUAUUUAUUUUUUCCCUCCUUGGUCUGAGCCUGCAGUACCUGUCCUGGGCUUGGGGAUCUGAGAGCCAGAUGUUGUGCCCUGCUGGGGAUGAGGGCCGAGCACUCGCUCCCUGAAGAGAGCCCUAAUUUUUCUUCAGUACUCACUCUGUCCUUGUUCCAGCUGUUUCCUGGGUGAACAGUGUGUCUACACUUGGGUGAAAAGGUGUAAACUUUAUCUGACAUUGGUGCUUGUUCUGCUGCCUCCUGCCUUCACUUAUGAAAUGGCUUUUGAUCAUGUCCUGAAAGAAACAUGAAGAUCUCUGCCCCUCACAGCAGCUGAAACUCCUUGGUUUCCUCCAGCAAGCCAAGCUUACUCAGCAGGAAAGCUGUGUCUGGUGUUUGGAGCAUGGAAAUUCGAGUGAGCAAGGACUUGGGUAACUUCAAUCAAAUGCCGGAUGUGUUAGAGGGGAGGGUUUUUUUUCUGGAAGUAGGGAUUUGGGAAAGACCAUCACCUUUCUGACUCACUGCUGUCAGCCUGGAGCAGAGGACAUUUUGCAACAGCACGUGGAAAUGAAUUUAGGCUAAACAAAACAAACCUCCAGGUGGGAGGGGAGAAAUGGAGCCUGUACCCUGCUCUGGGGCUCCUCAUUUGGUGUCUGCCAGCAUCACCCACCUACCUCACAGGGUUGUUGUGAGGCUUAACUGGCAAAAGCACUCGAGCCGGGCCGAAGGCCAUCGGCAGCAUCUGUAGCAUUAACACUAUUAAAAGCAAGCAGAGUGAGA